GGCUAUAAGGGGGCGCGCGCGGGCGGGCGGGGCCCUGAGGCCGCGAGGAUGUCCGCGAGUCAGGAGAGCCGCCCCCGCGACAGCGGCCCCGAGGGGAUGGAGCCGGACGGGGUCAUCGAGAGCAACUGGCACGAGGUGGUCGACAGCUUCGACGAGAUGAACCUGUCGGAGGCGCUGCUGCGGGGGAUCUACGCGUACGGCUUCGAGAAGCCCUCGGCCAUCCAGCAGCGCGCCAUCCUGCCCUGCAUCAAGGGCUACGACGUGAUCGCGCAGGCGCAGUCGGGCACGGGGAAGACGGCCACGUUCGCCAUCUCCAUCCUGCAGCAGCUGCAGCUGCAGCUCCAGGGCACCCAGGCGCUGGUGCUGGCGCCCACGCGCGAGCUGGCCCAGCAGAUCCAGAAGGUGGUGCUGGCGCUGGGCGAUUACCUGGGCGCCUCCUGCCACGCCUGCAUCGGCGGCACCAACGUCCGCGCCGAGGUGCAGAAGCUGCAGCUGGAGGCGCCGCACGUCGUCGUGGGGACGCCCGGGCGCGUCUUCGACAUGCUCAACCGCCGCUACCUCUCCCCCAAGUUCAUCAAGAUGUUUGUGCUGGACGAGGCUGACGAGAUGCUGAGUCGCGGCUUCAAGGACCAAAUCUACGACAUCUUCCAGAAGCUGAGCGGGAACACGCAGGUGGUGCUGCUCUCGGCCACGAUGCCGCUGGACGUGCUCGAGGUGACCAAGAAGUUCAUGCGGGAGCCGAUUCGCAUCCUGGUGAAGAAGGAGGAGCUGACGCUGGAGGGGAUCCGCCAGUUCUACAUCAACGUGGAGCGGGAGGAGUGGAAGCUGGACACGCUGUGCGACCUGUACGAGACGCUGACCAUCACGCAGGCCGUCAUCUUCAUCAACACGCGCCGCAAGGUCGACUGGCUGACGGAGAAGAUGCACGCCCGCGACUUCACCGUCUCCGCCAUGCACGGCGACAUGGACCAGAAGGAGCGCGACGUCAUCAUGCGGGAAUUCCGCUCCGGCUCCAGCCGCGUCCUCAUCACCACCGACCUGCUGGCCCGCGGCAUCGACGUGCAGCAGGUGUCGCUCGUCAUCAACUACGACCUGCCGACGAACCGCGAGAACUACAUCCACCGGAUCGGGCGGGGCGGGCGCUUCGGCCGCAAGGGCGUGGCCAUCAACAUGGUGACGGAGGAGGACAAACGGACGCUGCGGGACAUCGAGACCUUCUACAACACGGCGAUCGAGGAGAUGCCGCUCAACGUGGCCGACCUCAUCUGAGGGGCCCCUCCCCCACCCCGCCCCUCCCCCACCCUGCCCCUCCCCCACCCCGCCGGCGCUUUUAUUGGGGUGGUUCCGUUUUUUUAAUUAUUUUUUAUUCUUUUUCUAUUUUUUUUUUUACUCUUUUGAAUAAACGUCACGGUUGGGGGGU
Molecule: messenger RNA, 1420 nt
Organism: Phalacrocorax carbo (great cormorant)
Lineage: Eukaryota; Metazoa; Chordata; Aves; Suliformes; Phalacrocoracidae
Source: RefSeq, a predicted model, not a curated record